Molecule: messenger RNA, 150 nt
Organism: Paramecium primaurelia
Lineage: Eukaryota; Ciliophora; Oligohymenophorea; Peniculida; Parameciidae
Source: the annotation of a GenBank genome assembly
AUGCAAUUGUAAACGAAAAUAGAAAAAUCAAAUAAGAGAUGGAAAUCUGGUAGAAUAAACAUCAUUAUUCAAUCUGUUCCAGAAGCUGAAGCUAAGAUAAAGGUAAAUAAAAUUUAGCUAAUUAAAAAGAUGAAAUAUUAAAUGGAUUGA